Rattus norvegicus (Norway rat) is the source of this 1447-nucleotide messenger RNA. It is a transcript of the gene Or2v1, whose product is annotated as olfactory receptor family 2 subfamily V member 1. Gene Ontology annotation, biological process: G protein-coupled receptor signaling pathway; signal transduction. NCBI's taxonomy places the organism in Eukaryota, Metazoa, Chordata, Mammalia, Rodentia, Muridae. Gene Ontology annotation, molecular function: G protein-coupled receptor activity; olfactory receptor activity. Gene Ontology annotation, cellular component: membrane; plasma membrane. The record is from RefSeq and is a predicted model, not a curated record.
GGUAGAAGAAUUUCAUGUCUCUGUAUUCAGGGAAGUCAUCACUGAGAAGGUGAGCAGAGUGAACAAGAAAAGCUUAUCCAUGAGGAGGGAAGAAUGAGUGCCUUUAAAGACUCCAUGACAGGUGACUGUGAAUCACUGAGCCAUGGGAAUAUGGCUGAACGAAUCAUCUGUAGAUGGGUUCAUCCUCCUAGGCAUCUUCUCCCAGAGCCAGACUGACUUUCUCCUCUUCUCUGCGGUCAUGCUAGUCUUCACAGUGGCACUCUGUGGGAAUGUCCUCCUCAUCCUCCUCAUCUACACUGAUCCCCGUCUUCACACCCCCAUGUACUUCUUCCUCAGUCAGCUCUCCCUCAUGGACCUCAUGCUGGUCUGUAACAUUGUGCCAAAGAUGGCAGUCAACUUCCUGUCUGGCAGGAAGUCCAUCUCCUUUGCUGGUUGUGGCAUACAAAUUGGAUUUUUUGUCUCUCUUGUGGGAUCGGAGGGUCUCUUGUUAGGACUCAUGGCUUAUGAUCGCUAUGUGGCCAUUAGCCACCCACUUCACUAUCCCAUUCUCAUGAGCCAAAGGGUCUGUCUCCAGAUUGCUGGAAGUUCCUGGGCCUUUGGGAUCCUUGAUGGAAUAAUUCAGAUGGUGGCAGCCAUGAGCCUGCCCUACUGUGGCUCGCGGUAUGUAGAUCACUUCUUCUGUGAGGUGCCAGCUUUACUGAAGCUGGCCUGUGCAGACACAUCCCUUUUUGACACCCUGCUCUUUGCUUGCUGCGUCUUUAUGCUGCUUCUUCCUUUCUCCAUCAUCGUGACUUCCUAUGCUCGCAUUUUGGGGGCUGUGCUCCGUAUGCACUCUGCUCAUUCCCGAAAAAAGGCUCUGGCCACCUGUUCCUCCCACCUAACAGCUGUCUCUCUCUUCUAUGGGGCAGCCAUGUUCAUCUAUCUGAGGCCAAGACGAUAUCGAGCUCCUAGCCAUGACAAAGUUGUCUCAAUCUUCUACACAGUUCUUACUCCCAUGCUCAACCCCCUCAUUUAUAGCUUGAGAAACAGGGAGGUGAUGGGGGCUCUGAGAAAAGGGCUGGGCCGUUGCAAGGUUGGCAGCCAGCAUUGAAAAGCCAUGACUGAGAUGAGAGAUGGCUCAGCGGUCAAGAGCACUAACUGCUUUUCCAGACGUCCUGAGUUCAGUUCCCCAGCAACCACAUGGUGGCUCACAACCAUCUAUAACAGGAUCCCGUGCACUCUUCUGGUGUGUGUCUGAAGACAGUUGCAGUGUGCUCAUAUAAAUAAAAAUAAAUAAACCUUUAAAAAAAGAAAAGCCAUGGCCCAGUGCCUGGUUGUAUUGCCUGCUAUUUGCAUUUCAUUGGUAAGUCAUCUUUGUUUUGUGAAUCUCUGUUUCUGCAUAGAUAGAAUCAUGCUAUGGCCCUCUACCACAAGGAUUUUGUAGAGACUACUUCCAAUGACUCUGAAA